AUGAGCCCCUCCGCCUCCGUUUGUGAACGGACAACGAACAAGAAACGUGACGCCACAUCCGGACACACAGGGUUUGAGUUUCGUGCGCCAAAAAAAGUUAUUUAUUUUAUCUAAACGGACAACAAAGUGCUGCUCAGGAAAGUUACAGGAUCACUGAGCGUCUCCCGAAACACUGACAAAGCAGCAAAGACCCUCCCUAGAUUCAACAUCCCUGAUGUGCACAGCGGUGGCAAAUGGAGAAAUAAUCAUCCUCAGUGAUGAUGAUGAUGAAAAAGAAGAAAACUGUGACAAUGACAUGUGCAAUGAAUCUUCAGUUCUUAUUGUGGAGGUGGAGGAGGUGAAGAAGAAUGUUUGUGUUUUACCUCCCUCUUCACUGGAAGAAGAUCUGGUCGUUACCUUCUCCCGGCGUGCCGAGGUGCUGCCUCAUGCACGCUACGACUGUCCCAUACAUGCUUUCACGGCUGCAGAUUGUGAGGUUGGGGCUCCUGUGGGUGAAAACAAGCUCUUUUGUGAUCAAUGCUUCUGUUAUAUCUGCGACAAGCUGGCUUCAUCAUGCUUAAUGUGGUGUUACAGUGGUAUAUGUCACAGCAACAGCCACAAGAGAAGUGACUUCUGGAACAAUCUCAGGAACAGAGCACUGCUGGGAGGACUGCAGAGUUUCAACCUCACUCUCUCUGAAAUAGACGCUCACCUCAGACACGCAGACACCAUGCUGCAGAACUUCAGAUCAGAGCUCACUUACAGGUUUUCUGCAUUCUUGACUGGAACAUCAGUGCAGGAAUACAGUCGUGGUUUAUACAACAUGGAAGGCCGCGUCCACGAUUACACACAAGUGUGCGAGUUUGUUACAAUGUUCCUUAACAAGGCUGACAAACUGGAUGGCAGAGCUGCAGCCAUCAUGUACCUGGGAGCCGCUGAGGACUUCAUUCAACAUUUUCAUGUGAAAGGGGCUUUUAGCGUACAAUCUCCAAUGGCCAAUGCCGUCGAAGCCAAAGCACUGUUACUACAAAGGGUAAUAUCAUCCCUGCAGAGACAGAUGGUGAUGGCUGACUUCACCCCAGAGUUCAUCCACAAACUGCAGGGUUUCUACAAGCGAGUGUCCCUCCCUGCUGAUUUAAGGAGCAUGAAAAACAGCCUCUGUGUGCGGCCCUGGGAUGAUGUCCUGCUGGUGUCGGUGCUGAAGGGGCAGAACGUGUCAGGCGUACGUAAAGACAAAGGCAAGAAGGACCUCCUGAUGGAGCAGAUUUCUGUAGUUUUACUGAGAACAGAAGCACUACAGAAACAGCAGAGGUACAGAGAAUUGUGCCGCUACCUUCGAGUUGUCCAGACGGAUGAUUCCAAACACCUCCAGCAGCUACAGGACCUCAUCCCUUUCUUCACCUGUAUGGAGGGAAACCUUUCUCAGGGCCUGUGCAGUUUGUUCCCCUCAGUGAACACCCCCGCCUCCCGCCUCACCCCAAACCUCUUCCGCUGUUAUCUCCACAUCUUUAAAACAGCGACGGCACCAAAGAUAACAGUCAAUCGGCCUGAUCAGCUCAGUUACUUUGGAGCAGUGUGGGAACCCAUUAAAGACGCCGAGCCUCUGAAGCAGGCCGAGCUGGUGAGUUUUGCUCUGAGGGCUCAGAGGUGCUGCUCUGCCAUAUCUGCUGAUGCUCAGUGUUGGACCAGUUUACUCACAUUGGUUAACACACCUCUACCACCACCAGACCCGCAGUUUGUACUCGGAGCGAAGGAUACCGUACAGUCAAUACUACUGGACAUGAACGGGUCAAACAGAAACAUCCCACGGGUCUUUCUGGAGGAUUACCCAGAUCAGGCCUUGUUGCUAUUGGUAACGGGGGCUUUAGCUUUGAGGAUCGUUGAAGGUGCUUUACAUCCAGUCGCUCCUGUGCUCAAUACGUUCCAGAACAACGAGUGGGCUCUCCAGUAUCUGUGGGAGAGUUUGUCUGAAGAGCGCCUCAGCUCCUUCGUACUGGAGGUCACAAAGGACAUUGAAAAAACAACAGGUGGAGAUAAUUACUUACCCUUGCUGCGGACUGUCAUAUCCUCUCUGUCUCCUUCAAAAGAGAGCUGGGACCACACUUACUGCAGUCCAGUGGCUGUUAGACUCUGCUCUACUCAAGCAAAGGUCCUGAUGCAUCAUCAGCCAGGUUUUAACUAAGCCUGAUGUCCACGCUGGAUGUUGUGGCAAACACUGGGAGCACUCAUCUAGUCUGGCUCAAGUUCAGCAGAGAGACGGAUCAGAGAGAGAGGAAGGAUUCUGUGUUGUAAUCAUUUUUUUAUACAGACAUCAAAAUUUCCCUCAAAAGACCAGAUGUGAACAGACUGAUGAAGAGACUUAGAAGAGAUAUAGCCAUUUAAUAAUAUUGCUGAGUCACUUUAUAUUGCUUUAUCUUUGCCUGGCUUUAUCUGUUUUUGUGGAUUAUGUGGAUUGUCUAAACUGGAUACAUGUUUAGCCAUGCACUGUGGGCUUUAUUUCUUAUUUCAACUGAUGUUUUCUUUUUGUUUUUAUACUAGUUGUUUAUGUCUUACUGGCAACAUUUUUUGAAAUUGACUGUAAUUAAGUAAUGUUUAUUGUGAGAGGCAAACAAGGAAAAAUAAAGAGGUCUGAUUUUCUGUUA
Molecule: messenger RNA, 2621 nt
Organism: Notolabrus celidotus (New Zealand spotty)
Lineage: Eukaryota; Metazoa; Chordata; Actinopteri; Labriformes; Labridae
Exons: 22
Coding region: 215-2161 (648 amino acids)
Source: RefSeq, a predicted model, not a curated record